CAAACAGCUCACUUCUGCUCUCCCUCUCAGUCGCAAUGAAGAUCGCCUUCUUUUCCACCCACAGCUAUGACAUCGAGUCGAUCGAGCGGGUUGCCAAAGAGGAUGGCAUCACCCCCCAGCACGAGCUUAAGUUCUUCACCCCGCGUCUAGACUCCACGUCAGCCAGAUUGGCCGAGGGCUGCGAAGGUGUCUGCAUCUUUGUCAACGACGUUGCCGACGAGGCGGCUCUGCGCGUCCUUGCUUCUGGUGGCACUAAGGUCAUGUUCCUGCGUUGUGCUGGCUUCGACAUGAUCAACCUCAAGGUCGCUAAGGAGCUGGAGAUGCCAGUGAUCCGUGUGCCUGCGUACUCGCCAUUCGCUGUGGCUGAGCACGCUGCGGCUCUAAUGCUGACGCUAAACCGCAAGAUCCACCGCUCGUACAACCGCACGCGCGAACAGAACUUCCGCUUGGCCGGUCUGUUGGGGUUUGACCUCCACGGCAAGACUAUCGGUGUUGUGGGUACGGGUAAGAUCGGAGCCCUCUUCGCCCGCAUUGCCGCUGGCUUUGGCUGCAAGGUUCUUGCCUACGACGUGGUGCAGAGCCCCGAGGCUCUGAGCUACGGCGUUGAGUACGUCAGCCAGGACGAGAUCUGGGCUCGCUCGGACAUCAUCUCGUUGCACUGCCCUCUGUUCCCGUCGACCAAGCACACCAUUAAUGCUGACAGCAUUGCCAAGAUGAAGCACGGCGUGAUGCUGAUCAACACCAGUCGUGGUGGCCUAAUUGAGACCAAGGCUCUCGUCGAAGGGCUCAAGAGCGGCAAGAUUGGUGCAGUCGGUCUGGAUGUGUUCGAGGGUGAGGGCGAUUACUUCUACUCGGACCGUUCGGGUGCAAUUAUUGCUGACGAAACCCUUGCUCGUCUCUUCACGUUCCCCAACGUGAUCAUCACGGGCCACCAGGCUUUCUUCACAAAGGAGGCCCUGGACAACAUCGGCCACACCACCAUGGCCAACAUCAAAGCGUACGAGGCCAAGGACGAGCUGGUCAACGAGGUUAAGUAAAAUUCGCAGUCAAUUCGGUGAGUCAACAUCAAUUAUAAAGCAAACAGCGAAUAAACUUUUGUUCUUG
This is a messenger RNA of Phytophthora infestans T30-4, 1104 nucleotides long. RefSeq names its product D-isomer specific 2-hydroxyacid dehydrogenase, putative. Gene Ontology annotation, molecular function: NAD binding; oxidoreductase activity, acting on the CH-OH group of donors, NAD or NADP as acceptor. The transcript has a single exon. The record is from RefSeq and is a predicted model, not a curated record. NCBI's taxonomy places the organism in Eukaryota, Oomycota, Peronosporomycetes, Peronosporales, Peronosporaceae. Bases 36 to 1037 code for a protein of 333 amino acids.